Molecule: messenger RNA, 7947 nt
Organism: Mytilus californianus (California mussel)
Lineage: Eukaryota; Metazoa; Mollusca; Bivalvia; Mytilida; Mytilidae
Exons: 19
Coding region: 108-4385 (1425 amino acids)
Source: RefSeq, a predicted model, not a curated record
CAAGUAGUUAAAACGAGGCAGCGCGCGAGAUGAUAUUUUGAAGUCGAAGUUGAUGAUGCAGAAUUUCAACAGAAUUCCUGUGUAACUUUAUUAUCUAAUUAAGGGUUAUGUCGUCCAGGAUGGCUGAUAUUGAAAAAUCCGUCUUGGAAAUGUUAGUUCCAAUCUUCCCAAACUUGACACAGGAAAUAUUAAGAGCAAGUGUACAACAUCCUAGUAACCAUGGAGAACCACUGACAUCAGAGACACUUCUUCAGAGAUGUAUUGAUGACUUGUUAGAAUUGAGGACAUUCACUGAAAAGACAUUGGUUGCUUCUCCGUACAGACAGCCAACCUCUAUAGAUUCUGAUGAUUCUACUGACAGUGAGAGAGAUAAUUCUAAAGAAGACAAGACUGUGAAUGAUAUCCUACCGGCCAAAAGUAACAUAAUAAGUCCAUCAAAUAUUAGUCUAUCUGAUGCAACUAUAACAGGUCAUAACAAUGACAAUGAUGUGCAAAUAACUGGACACACUCCAUCAAAAGAUUGUCUCAUUGUAUCAGAAAAACCUGGGAGAAAGCAUGUAAAGAAAGACAAACCCAUUUUAAAAGAUGGCAAAUUCAAAGCAUCUUGUACCGGUGUGAAAGAUGUGAGUGGGGCUGAGAAAAGUACAUUGACUUUAGAGACAAAAGAAGACAGUUUUAAAUCAACAAGUGAUGAUAUGUACAGAGAAAUAGAGUUCAGUUCAGAUUCUAAUUCUAGUGAUUUAAUACAUCAAAUAUUUGACCAAUCUGACAGUGAAGACGACUUGCCAAUACUAAACAGUCCAAUUAAAAACUCACCUCUAAAACCUUCUCAAUUCAAUGGUAAACUAGAAAAGGUUAUGAGUAGUCCAGACUUCUCUAACUGGAGGGACAAAGCAAACAAGUCAUCGUUUCCUAGUUCUGUCGUAGCAAGUGAUAAAACUAUAAUACAAGGUCGUAAUGACUUACUAGUACGGUCCAAUACAGUACCAAAUAUACUAACUACCACUCCAUCCAGUGUGACAGGAACUAAGAACAGCAUCCUUACUAAUCCUUUGGUAAGUCCAAAUAGAGGUGUGACGGCCACUGUAAAUGUUAGUCAUGCAUCUGAUUUGAACGUUAAUAUAACAGUUAAUGUUAGUGCUCAGUCUUCAGGCAGGAAUAACUCGACACAAAAUCACCAAGUGAAAUCUAAUGCUCAGUCUGCUGGAAAUAAUAACAUCACACAAAAACAACAAGUGAAAUCUCAGUUUGUAAGUCAGAAGCCUACAACAAACAUUCCACAAGCUGGUCCAUCUUACCAGGUCGAGACAAUAGGACAAGACAUAUUACUUCCUGGUCACCGUAGUGGUCAAAUGAUUCAACAACCACCAUUAGGAAAUCUGCCAUUAUUAAUUACAUCUGCAAAUGUACCAGUACCAAUGACCAAUCAAAAUUUAGCAGUAUCUUAUCCUAAUCCAUCAAACCCUCUGAACAUGAGGAUAGGAAAUCAGUCUACUAUAACAGCUGAUUCAUCAAACAUCAGUAUGAACAGACCACAGUUAAGUAGUAAUGUUUCAACCAACGUAUCACAUACAGUUGUAAGUCAGUCAAAUAAAGGGCUACUGCCCAAGCCUUUGUUUAAUCCAUUGUUCAAUCCAACAGCAGGUGUACAGAGGCCUCAAUCAAGUGUACACCAAAUGACAAACAUGAACAGACCUCCAUUUAAUCCAAUGUUUAAUCCAACAGCUGGUGUACAGAGGCCUCAAUCAAGUGUACACCAAAUGACAAACAUGAACAGACCUCCAUUUAAUCCAAUGUUUAAUCCAACAGCUGGUGUACAGAGGCCUCAAUCAACUGUACACCAAAUGACAGACAUGAAUAGACCUCAACUUAAUCAAUUGUUCAAUCCAACAGCAGGUGUACAGAGGCCUCAAUCAAGUGUACACCAAAUGACGAACACGAACAGACCUCCAUUUAAUCCAAUGUUUAAUCCAACAGCUGGUGUACAGAGGCCUCAAUCAAGUGUACACCAAAUGACAGACAUGAAUAGACCUCAACUUAAUCAAUUGUUUAAUCCAACAGCUGGUGUACAGAGGCCUCAAUCAAGUGUACACCAAAUGACAGACAUGAAUAGACCUCAACUUAAUCAAUUGUUUAAUCCAACAGCUGGUGUACAGAGGCCUCAAUCAAGUGUACACCAAAUGACGAACAUGAACAGAACUCCAUUUAAUCCACUGCUCAUGGGGGUUCAAAGGCCAUCAAGUACCAUUACUGGACCGCAAACUGCUGGACAUGGACAUCACACAUCAAAACCAGGUAUUGCACUAAAUCAACAAGUACCCAAUGAAGCUACAGUGACGUCAACAACUCAGAAUAUACCUGGUCAAACAACAGCUAACCUAAAGAGACAAGCAGGAAGUCAAUUUCCUAACAUGACCAAUCCAACAAGACCUGUAGCUGGUCAGGUUCCAACAAUUGACAUUCCAAUCAGGCCUGCAGUCGGUCAAAAUCCAUCAACAGCAAAUCCCAACAGACCUGAUCCUAGUCAAGUUCCAGAUGGAAGUUUUCUGAUUAGACCUGCUAAUGCAUCAGCUUCAGUAAGUCAAAAUAGACCUUCAGUUGCUACAUCAGGACCAAAUACUGUGCCAAAUAGGCCUCAUCAAGUUCCUUCAGUGAACAACGUAAGGCAGCCCAACUUGGUUCCAGGACAAGCUAAUAAUGGACAUCAGUUUAUUGUGCCAGUACUUGCCGACCAUAACUCCGUUCCAUCCAACAACAAACCGACCAAUAAAUCUGUUACUGUUAACAGAGAUGAAUUUCAAGAUCCUGCCAUUGUCCAAAAUCAAAAUCCUACAGUUGUUAUUCCUGACGAAGAAUCCACACCUGAAAUGAAGAGGAAAGAAGCAAAACAGAAGUUAAGGCAGGAAAUGACCAACAUGUUUCCAGAUAUUGACCCAACUUAUGUUGACCAGUUGUAUGACAGAUUACAAGAUCAUAACUGGCAGAUGAUUAUCAACAAUGCCUGUAUGUUAAUACUGGAAAAUCCACAAUAUCCUAAAAAGUCUGAAAAUAAGCCUCAACCUCAAGUACCAAAGACAUUACCUAAGAUUGAUUAUUACAAAGAAUACGGCAGCCAUGUUACUGGUUCCUACAGAAACCAGUGUGAGAUGCUACUACAGUCAGAAUUCAAAUGGAUCUCUCUUAAAGAUAUAAGAAACAUUAUGAAAUGUUUUAAUGGGCACUAUGCUCCUUCUCAUAAAGUAAUGACAGCUAUCAUGAAUAACAGGGCUCAAGAGUUCUCUAAGAUAAAAGAAAGUAACCCGUUACUGCACCCUUAUUCUCAAGCCAAGGCAGAAAUUAAAGUGGAUGGAGUUUAUGGUGAAAGAACUAUCAGCAUGCAGUUUCUAAAGUGUGGUCGACCUUUGAGAAGUGAAGUUCCUGUCUCUCCAGAGCUAGUUCAGGAGAAAGAAUUUAUCAGAAUUAAAACAGAGGAAGAAACAAAGGAACAGGACCAUAUAAUGGCAGUCAGUGUUAACGAACAUGAGUAUGAGGAAAGUGGUCAGUUGAUAGAGUGUGGUUGUUGCUAUGGUGAAGUGGCAUUUGAGAUGAUGAUUCAGUGUUACGAGGGGCACCUGUUUUGCCAGGAGUGUCUUGAAAGAUAUGCCAAAGAGUCUGUAUUCGGACACGGGAAGGCAGACUUAUUGUGUAUGACAGAUGGGUGUGAUGCUUCCUACCCCAUGAGUCAAUUACAGAAAGCUCUGUCCAGUAAUAUUUUGUCCAAGUAUGAAGAUAGAGUCCAGGAAGAAAAUAUCAACUUAGCAGAUUUAGCAGAUCUAGUCAGAUGUCCUAGUUGUGAUUUUGCUGCCCUUAUGGACCCUGAAGAUAAAGUAUUUAAAUGUCAUAACCAUACAUGUUUGAAGGAAACCUGUCGUUAUUGUAAAGAGGAUUGGACAGAACAUUUUGGUAAAAGAUGUGAGGAAAUUGAGAAGAAAGAUGAAGUUAAGCUCAGACUGCAGUUUGAAGAGAAGAUGACUGAAGCCAAGAUAAGAACAUGUCAUAAAUGUAAAGCAAAGUUCACUAAAUCAGAUGGCUGCAAUAAAAUGACCUGUCGAUGUGGAGCAAAAAUGUGUUAUAUUUGUAGGAAACCGAACAUUGAUUAUGAUCAUUUCUGUCGGCACUUUAGAGAUCCAAACAAAGGCAAACAUUGUACUGAAUGUACAGCAUGUUCUCUGUGGUCAAACCCUGAGCAAGAUGAUGAAAGAGCUGUAGCAGAAAUAAGAAAAGAAGCUGAAGAAGUUAGGAAAACUAUGGGAUAUGAUGAGAAAUUGAUUGGUGCUCCAGAUGAACCUCCAAGUAAAAAACCCAGAAUAGUGCCUCCUGGACACCCUCAUGCUCAAGUUGUGUAAUAUCGAAUUUUCAAUAGUACAAAAUUCUCAGGACCAGUUAUGCAUAGCACCUUAUCAUUUAUGAUCAAAUCAAUGAUUGAUUGUUAUAAAGGAAAGAGUUGGACGAGGGAUUGGAGACAAACAGGAUUGUUGCUGUUUCUUGGAUAAACAUUUUUAGAGUCAUAAUAUCGGUGAAAAUCUUGUAAAAAUGUUUGACUUGUGUGACAUUUUAUAGUUUUCAAUUUUAUCAAAAGUUGCUUGUGUCAUGCAAAAGUGCAAAUGUCAUAUCAGCUUUUCUUAUAAGGCAAUGUUGAGGUAAGGAUGGGAUAUGCAGUAGUUUUAUUUCCAAAGGUGCUCUAUUUUUUAUUGUUUAUCAUAUUAUGUACAGCUAUGGUUAAAUGUGAUGAUGAAAUAAACAACAGAUCUGGUAUCACUUCAUCAAAAUGAAAUAUAAAAACUGAGAAAGAUAAAAAAAAGUUAAUGUUAAAUAUGAUUUCAAUCUGUUUAAUAUCUGAAUGUUUUAUAAUAUCAGAAAUCAACAGUUUGGUGUGAAUUAGUUGGUUUUGUUCUAAAUGAGCAAUAAAUUUUGGAACUUUUGUUAAAAAUCCAAGGGUAAAGUACCAACAGGGACUAUUUUAGAUUUGUUUUGAUCACAGGUUACUGUAGUAUAAUACUGUUUGAGAUAUUUUAUAUGAGAGAAUCCUGAAGUUUGAUGAGAUGGUGAUAAAUCAUUUUCUAGUUGAGAAUCUGCAUGUUUACCAUAUUAUCUGUAGUGGUCAUAUAACUGUAUUUUGUCUGAUUUGAAAUCGGAAUUUACAAGUCAGAGAGCAAAUUGAAAUGAUUUAGUGCUAAACAAAUAUGAAAGCUAUUUAGUGCUUAUAGUUUUACACAAAUCACGUUUGUUGUAUUUUAUUUUACGAAAGAGUGUUAAAGGUUUAAAAACAGGUUGUAUGUUAUAAAUUAAUAUAUAUCACACUUUUGAACACAUUUUUCAUUGGAAAUCUUUUUUAGUAGAUUUAUACAACAUAUUUUAUCAAAAUUAGCAGAAUAUUGUUUGAAAUAGCAAUUUCCGUUGUAGGAAACAUAAUCUGUAUUAUUUGCUUAUAGACAAUGCAGUAAUCAGUUUAUCAGUCUUUUAAAUGGAUUACAAAUUUAACGAAACAUGUUUUGUUGUCACACAUGCUUGUAUAAAUUUAUGUUUGGAUAGAAUUUUUCAUUGUUAAUUUUAAGUUUCUUAAGAAAUUCUGGUUCCUUUUUUAGCUCACCUGACCUGAAAGGUCAAGUGAGCUUUUCUCAUCACUUUGCGUCCGUCGUCCGUCGUCCGUAAACUUUUACAAAAAUCUUCUCCUCUGAAACUACUGGGCCAAAUUUGACCAAACUUGGCCAAAAUCAUCAUUGGGGUAUCUAGUUUAAAAAAUGUGUCCGAUGACCCCGCCAACCAACCAAGAUGAACGCCAUGGCUAAAAAUAGAACAUAGGGGUAAAAUGUAGAUUUUGGCUUAUAUCUCUGAAACCAAAGCAUUAAGAGCAAAUCUGACGUGGGGUAAAAUUGUUUAUCAGGUCAAGAUCUAUCUGCCCUGAAAUUUUCAGAUGAAUUGGACAACCCGUUGUUGGGUUGCUGCCCCUGAAUUGGUAAUUUUAAGGAAAUUUUGCCGUUUUUGGUUAUUAUCUUGAAUAUUAUUAUAGAUAGAGAUAAACUGUAAACAGCAAUAAUGUUCAGCAAAGUAUGAUCUACAAAUAAGUCAACUUGACCAAAAUGGUCAGUUGACCCCUUAAGGAGUUAUUGCCCUUUAUAGUCAAUUUUUAACCAUUUUUCGUAAAUUUUUGUAAUCUUUUACAAAAAUCUUCUCCUCUGAAACUACUGAGACAAAUUUAACCAAAAUUGUCCACAAUCAUCAUUAGGGUAUCUAGUUUAAAAAAUGUGUCCGAUGACCCUGGUCGCAAACCAAGAUGGCCGACAUGGCAAAAAAAUAAUACAUAGGGUAAAAUGCAGUUUUUGGCUCAUAUCUCUGAAACCAAAGCAUUUAGAGCAAAUCUGAUGGUAUACAAUUGUUCAUUGGGUCAAGAUCUAUCUGCCCUUAAAUUUUCAGACCAAUCAGGCAACAUGUUGUUGGGUUGCGGCCCCUGAAUUGGUAAUUUUAAGAAAAUUUUGCAGCUUUUGGUUAUUAUCUUGAAUAUUAUUAUAGAUAGAGAUAAACUGUAAACAGCAAUAAUGUACAGCAAAGUUAGAUCUACAAAUAAGUCAACAUGACCAAAAUUGUCAAUUUACCCCUUAAGGAGUUAUUGCCCUUUAUAGUCAAUUUUUAUUUACAAUUUUCAUAAAUUUUGUAAAUUUUUGUAAAUUUUUACAAAAUAUUUUCCACUGUAACUACUGGGCCAAGUUCAUUAUAGAUAGAGAUAAUAGUAAGGAGCAAGAAUGUUCAGUAAAGUAAGAUCUACAAACACAUCACCAUCACCAAAACACAAUUUUGUCAUGAAUCCAUCUGUGUCCAUUGUUUAAUAUGCACAUAGACCAAGGUGAGCGACACAGGCUCUUUAGAGCCUCUAGUUUGAAUUUUACUGAAAAAGAAUUUCUUUCUUGAUAAAAAUACAUGAAUGAUGUAAAAAGAAUCGCAAUAUCGAAAUGAGUCAAACCCAGAUUGGAAUGAAAUUUUGUGAAAUCAUAAGGCCUAGGUCAGAUGUAUACAAUUCAUACAAUGUAGAAUGGACAUGUGUAGAGAGAUAAAACUUUUUUUAUUUGAUAGAAUCUGUAGGUCCUUCCAAUCAUCCUUUUUUACCAAAUUAGAAUGAGUUAACAAUCAUUUAUCAAAAUAACAUAUUACUGAUAGUAGCACCUUGAGUGUUAUAGAUUUUGUAACAGAGGAGACAAGGCAGGAAACAGAAUAUGGAAUUGGUCUAAUUUAAGUUUAUUGAUUAAUAGCGAACUAAAUUUUAAUCUAUGUUGGUAACAUCAAAAGGAGAAGUGGAAACCACUUUUGGUCAUUCUGUUUGUCUGUCCGUCAAAAGAUGCUGAGACACAUGAUUUCGCAAAGUGUUUUUUUUUGUAUCUAUGAACAGAAAUAAUCUCUAUUAGGUUUGCAGCUAGAUUGUUGAGUUUAGCAUGUAAGUUAUUUACAGAUCUGCUACUUCCUGUUAACCAAUAAUUUGAAAUUUUACAACAGUCAUGUUUUAAAUAGAAAAUGUUUGUCAAUCUUUACUUAGCUUCUAUGAAAGCAAAUAAUUACAAAGAAAAUUUCAUAGUUUCAUAAAUCAUCUUCAUCAGCCAUGUUUCAGUAAAUAAACAUGUCACCAAUUAAAUGCAGCAAUACCAGUCCAAACCUGGUAUUGGUCUUGUUUUGUUCACAUUUGAGAAGUUAUUUUUAAGGAACAUGACUAAAUAUAAGAUAAAAAUAAAUUUGACAAAAAACUAUAUUCUAAAAACAAAUUAGUCAAUAACCAGCAAGAAAUUUAAUAUUUUUAAGUAAUAAGGCUUUUUUCCACAGAGAACAGAUAGUUCUGUAAACAUUAUCAAAUGUUUGUGCCAAAUUAGAGAUUAUUUUAGGGAAAUAUCUUGCGUUGAAAAUAAAAAUAAAUAUUAUUUGCAU